Messenger RNA from Oncorhynchus tshawytscha (Chinook salmon), 6255 nucleotides. Its product is annotated as synaptopodin-2. Gene Ontology annotation, molecular function: actin binding. Lineage: Eukaryota; Metazoa; Chordata; Actinopteri; Salmoniformes; Salmonidae. The record is from RefSeq and is a predicted model, not a curated record. Gene Ontology annotation, biological process: positive regulation of actin filament bundle assembly. The coding region runs from base 105 to 5489 and encodes 1794 amino acids. Gene Ontology annotation, cellular component: actin cytoskeleton; nucleus; Z disc. The transcript is spliced from 5 exons.
GGAAUUAUACUGCACUGUGCUGCUCUUGGUUUCCUAGAGCCCUGUUGGUCCAACUCCGGACAAUUUGAUGAUAGCGGUUUUGGUGGGAGCCUGUUGCGUGUGGCAUGGGCACUGGGGAUUAUAUCUGUGUAACGGUGCGCGGAGGCGCGCCCUGGGGCUUCAGUCUCUGCCAAGGAGAGGGAGAUGCCUACCGACCUUUGCAGGUUUAUCAGGUGGAAGAGGGAGGUCGUGCGUCCCUGGCCGGGGUUUGUGAGGGGGAUGAGGUGGUGUCGCUGAAUGGAGAACCCUGCGGUGACCUUUCCCUCCCAGAAGCUAUUGCUCUCAUUGACGCCUGCGUCAACUGCCUGCAAUUACUGGUCAAAAGAUGCUGUGCACUAACCCCCGAGGCAUUUAAUUUAGAGGAGACCUACUUUGGCACAAGGGAGUCCUCUGGUGAGGCUUUGGAAAGCACCAACCUCCGCAUCCUGUCCCUUUGCAGGCUCCAACCACCCAGAGAGCUCUACAUCGCUGAGUCCCAGGAUGAGACCUACUAUGGGGAGACAGAGAGUGACACGGAGGCCGCCAGAGGGACCCAUCUGGUCCGUACCCAGCUCUGCGGCCCAGAGUCCCAGUUACUCGGAGGGGGAGGGUACGGAGGUCGAGUAGGACCCCAGGGAGGGGGUUUCUCCCCAGGGGCAAUGGUGGAGCUCCAGUUGUCCCUCUCUGAACACACCCUGGAGGAUCCUGUCUGCACCUCCCUGGGGAGUGCUCUUGGAAUAGAGGGGGAGAUCCAGGCGAGAGAGGCCCUCCAGAACAAGGCCCUCCUCCAUACCACCACCCACUCGCUCUACGUCUGUGGCCCAGCUAGGGAGCCCCUAAGUCAGCAUGGAGUGGUGGAGAUCACCCUGCAGCAUCCCGCAGCCGGAAGGGGUUCUCCAUGUCUGGUAGAGGGGGAGGGUGCCUGUGGGGCCAGUGGAAAUGUUGGUGGAGCCCCCAGGGAGGAAGGAGCAGGGCAAAGCCAGGGAGCUCCUGCCUCCUUCACUGUCUCCUUCGGAAUUCCCAAAGAGGGUGCCGAGCCGGCAGAGGAGCCAGACUCGGAUUCAGAGAAGGACCUUGGGAAACCCAACAAGCACCGGGCCAGGCACGCCAGGCUCAGGCGCAGUGAGAGCCUGUCAGAUAAGCAGGUGAAGGAGGCCAAGUCUAAAUGUAAGCGCAUUGCUAUUCUUCUGAACGCUGACGCUCCCAACCCCAACAACAAGGGGGUGUUGAUGUUCAAGAGGCAUCGACAGAGGGCCAAGAAGUACACACUCGUCAGCUACGGCACUGGUGAGAGCGAACCAGAGUACGAGGAAGACGACAGCGAGGAAGACUACGAGGAAAAAGACCCCCGAGCGAUCAAAUUUACCCUCUUAGCCACCACCAGCGAUUCAGAGCUUGACGAGGACUUCAUUACUAAUGUCCAUGGUGGAGGCAGAGUGAUAACCUGCGACUGGGACACGGGACUACUCAAUAUCGAGCGCAAGCUCAAUUCCGGAGAGGAGAUGGAGCAACUGCCCAACACCACGGGCAAGGGGGCCACAAUGUUUUCCCAGCGCCGCCAGCGCAUGGAUGAGAUCGCUGCCGAACAUGAGGAGAUGAGGCGCCAGGGGAUUCCUGUGGAGGGAGUGCAGGAGGUGGAGAAGCAUGCAGCCUACCAGCAGAUGGAGGAGCGCUCGUACAUGCAGGCCACCACAGAGAGCCAGGCCUACAUGGACGUGAACGUGCAACAGAAGCAGCAGCAACAGUAUCAGCAGUUCCAAGAACAGCAGUAUUACGAGCAGCAACAGCAGCAGCAGCAGCAAUACCAGCAGCAGCAGCAAUACCAGCAGCAACAACAGUACGAGCAGCAGCAAUACAACCAGCAGCAGCAAUACCAGCAGCAACAACAGUACGAGCAGCAGCAGUACCACCAGCAGCAGCAAAUUCAACAGUACUCAUCUAACAUGAAUGGCGUUGCCAACCACCAAAGCAAUGAAAUGCAGAGUUCUAUGAGCAAUCGAACCACCCAACCCUUCUCGGUACAAAACCAGGUGCCCGUCCCAUUUCUUACCCCAAUGAGUGGGAACAACCAAGAAGCGAUGAGUCAGGGGGAGCAGAUUGCCUCGCGCGACGAGCGCAUUUCAACGCCGGCUAUUAAGUCUGGGAUCUUGCAGGACACAAGGAACAGAUUCAAGGGCAAGCCAAUGUUCAAUUUCAAACAGGCUCCCAAAGUUCCACCCAACCCGGAGCUUAUGAAUCUCCUCAACAGGAGUGACAAGAAGUUGGAUUUCGAGUCAGCUACGGAAGAGGACUACCUUAGCUUGGGGGCUGAGGCUUGCAACUUUCUCCAGUCACCAAGGGUCAAACAUAAGACGCCUCCACCAGUCGCUCCCAAGCCCAUCAUUAAUCCCAACUCUCCGCCUUGGUCCCCUCAGCCUGAGCUGGCCAACCAGGAGUUGCCACUGCAUGCUGAAAAUAGUGUCCCCGCACCUGCUACAGCCUCCGAGCCGGAGUCCGCCCCUGCUCCAGAACUGGAUCCAACCCCUGUACCGGCCCCAGAACCCUCCCCCCCUCUUGCACCCCAGGAAGUUCCUGCCAACACUCCCUCUCCAGAAAAACACACAUGGAGUCCCCCAGGGUCCCAGGCAGAGCAGCAGCCCCAGCAAGUGCCAGCCUGGGGAAGAAAUGGACCUUCUCCACCUCAGCCUCAUUCACAACCCGAGCCUCAAGUGAGUUCUAAGGCUCCACAACAAACACAGGCACAACAGCAGCCACAACUGCAGCCACCCGUGAGUACUUGGACACCUGCUGAAAUGAAGCCCCAAGCUCCAGCUCCAAGUCAGUCCCCACCACAGCUCCCUUGGGUGACUCCCCAACCUCCUCCUCCUCAGCCUCAAGCUCAGCCUCAGCCACCAAUUAAUUAUUGGGCUGCCCAGCCCCAAUGGGCUCAACCUCAAGAGCAAGCACAGGUCCAACCACCAUGGGUUCAGCCUCAAGAACAAGUACAGCAACAGCCCCAGUCACAUUGGGCUCAGCCUCAAGAACAAGUUCAGCAACAGCCCCAGCCACCAUGGGCUCAGCCUCAAGAACAAGUUCAGCAACAGCCCCAGCCACCUUGGGUUCAGCCUCAAGAACAUGUACAGCAACAGCCCCAGCCACCAUGGGGUCAACAACCUCAGCCUCCACAACAGGCUUGGCCCCAGGCCCAGGCCCAGCCUCAGCCACCUUGGGUGUCAUCACCUCAGCCUCCAAUGACGGCAUGGACAUCACCACAGAGCCAGGCCCAGCCACCACAGCCACCUUGGGCCCAAUCAGCCCAACCCCAACCUACAGCUCAGCCCCAACCCCAUAUGAAUUCAUGGUCCCAAGCACCUGCUCAGGCUCAAGCACCUGCUCAGGCUCAAGCACAGCUACCCAUUAAUGCCUGGACCCCAGAUCAGAAUCAGGUCCAGCCACAGUCACAUUGGGCCCAAACAACUCCAACCCAAUCCCCAUCCCAGCAAUGCUGGCAACAGCCACCUCCACAGCAGACACCCCCACAGCCACCUAUGAAUGCAUGGGCCCCGGCUCAGGCACAGCCUCAGACACACACAAGUACCUGGGCCCCACAACCACAGCAAGCCCCAGUAAAUACCCAGACCCCGAUGGACAGACUGGCUCAACCUUCUCCGAAACCUGGGAAUGCGCCACAAAAUGCUCCCCGUUCUAUUCCUCCACCUCGCCCACAGCGAAUGAAUUCUUACACGCUUGGAGAAAGGUCAUCGUCACCCCUCAUCAAUCCAAUGGCCAGCGUGUUGGUACCAGUGCGAGGCAUGGGCUCAGCUUUGUCAAUGCCGGCUGUUACAGGGAAAGGAGCUGAUUUGUUCGCCAAGAGGCAGUCUCGUAUGGAGAAGUAUGUAGUGGAUUCGGACACUGUGCUGGCAGCCACUGCACAGGCAGCCCAGCAAGCCCAGGCAGCCACUGCACAGGAAAACAAGGCAAGGUCCACAUCGCCCUCUCCCUCCGUACCUCAUUCGUGGAAAUAUUCACCCAAUUGCAGAGCUCCCCCUACAUCAAAUUACAACCCCAUACAGUCCCCGUCCUACCCACCAGGGGCCAUUAAGCAACCCCCUCCAUCUAGCCCUGUGGCCAAAGCCAAGAAAGGGAAAGGCAAACCUGCCUGCAAACCCCUUGCUGUUAUAGAUGUCAUGAAACAUCAGCCGUAUCAGCUCAAUGCCUCCCUUUUUACAUAUGGCCCAGCAGUGGAGGCUGCCGAGGCUGCCAAGGCCGCUGCACCAAAGCCUGCCCCAGCCCCUGCCCCAGUCCCUCCAAACCAAAACCAACCAAUCAGUUAUGAGCAACUUUCCCCUGUCCAGCCGGCUGGACCAAUGAAUUCUGCCUAUCCACAGCAGCCCCAGCAGCCCUAUGGGAUGCCCCCUCAACCACACAUGCACGAUAGUCCCUACCACCAAGUCCCAAUUAAUGCUUACCAGCCACCUAAUAACCCCUACCAGCAAGCUCCUGCUGGCCCUUACCAACAACCAUAUAAUCCCCUUUACCAACAAGCCCCUCCAGCCCCUUAUCUACCCCAGCACCAUCCCCAGCCCCAAGCUCCAAACUCUUCCUACCAACCGACCCCCCAAGGUCCAUAUCAGCCAGCCCAUAGCCCCCCUUACCAAGCAGCACCCCAAGCCACCUACCAGCCACUACCUCCCAGUACCUAUGUGGUCCCCAGCUUUCCGAUAGCGGCAAAGCCUGAGUCCAUCUCUGGGGGCAGCACCGCUCCAAAGCCCAGGUUCAUGGCCAAAAAGAGUUCAGCCCAGGAGUUUGGCCGGAGCUACAAUCUGUCCCCACCUGCCGCCAAAGCACCAUCGCUGGGCCUCCGGUCAUCAUCUGGAUCCCCCUUUCCCUCAUACAAACCCCUGGUACAGGCCUUGUCUGCUCAGGCCCUCCCGGGGAGGCAGACGUCAUGGCUGGACAGGAGUCACAAGCCUCCUUCCCCCUGGGAGGCCGCAGCUCACCACCCCAUGGGCCUGGUUGACGAGGCCUUCGCCUUCCAGAACCUCCAGCAGGCCAUCGCCUUCAACGUUCGCUCAGCUGCCCAGCGCAAGCUCCUCCCUGAGCCCCCUGCCGAGUGGAAGGCUAGGGUGUCUGACGACCCUCCCAGGAAGACUGAGGUAUGGAACCCGAACCAAAGAUGGAACAAGAGACAGAGCUGGGGUCAGAGCCAGGGUCAGAGCCAGGGUCAGAGCCAGGGUCAGAGCCAGGGUCAGAGUCGGAGUUACAGCAGAGUUAUGCCUCCGUUCCUGUCCCCGACCAAGAGCAUAGCCUCGGCCCCCGCUGGUCCGACUGGCUACAGGUCCCUGCCCAGACAGUGGCAGCCACAGAGGUUCCUGACGGAGACCAACAUCGGGCCCUCGGGGGCUAUUCAUGGGUACGGAAGGCCCCUUGGGGGCCAGCAGCAGCCGAGCUACAGAUCUGUGUACCACACUAACUGGAGCUGGAGACGCUAGAGGCAGACAAACAUGAUGGUUACUUCAUAACAAGACCAAAAAGUAACUCCAGGAUAUUCAGAUGAAGCUGGUAAUUGUGGCCAUAUAUAUAUCACCAUUAAAUAAAACUUGGGACAAUGGGAUAACACAUUGAUUGAGGAGAGUGAGGGGCUAGCUAUUAUGUUUGUGAUGUGUAUAGGAGAGAGUUUAAGAGGGAGGUCUGUUUUAGAUCUGCUUAUUCAGUUUCACUGAGAAUACUGCUAGGAGUAUACAGAUGAUGACAUUCCCGCAUCAGAAUUUAGUUGAGAGAGACAGACUGUUGCAUUGCAUUCAAGUGUGCAUAAAUGCCAGACAGAUUAAACCAGUAAAUGUUUUGGUAUUGGGGACACUGUCAAUGAUGGUUCUAUUUUAGCAAAUGGGCCACUAUUGAGUUUAACUUUAUCAAGUUUUCAUUGGACAAAAAUCAAUGAGUGAUUGACGGUGCAAUUCCACCCUUCUUUUUGCUUCAGAGGCUUUCAUUUCGUCCAACACUGUGAGGCGAUAGUGGCAUUCAAAGUAAGUGAAAUCAAUAGUAUUUCUUUAGAGGAUGUAAUGGGCAUAAAGUAUGUUGUAAGGCAGAAUGUGUAAUUGGCAUGUAUAAAAAUGAAAGGAUAGGAGUAAUGAAUGGACAGGUACACUGAACAAAAUAUAAACGCAACAUGUGAAGUGUUGGUUCUAUGUUUAUUAAUGAGCUGAAAUUAAAUUAAACCCAGAAAUGUUCCAAAUGCACAAAAAGCUUAUUUCUCUC